GUAGAGGAGAAAUGUUUGCUGUGUUUACUGUUCAGAUCGCUGUCAUGUUUGAAUCAGUCUUACUCUUGUAAUUGAAAGAGCAUUUAUUUAUAUUUGUAGGCUAUUAUAUUUAAACAACUAAAAACUGUAGGCUAUAUUAAGGUAACUUCUUUUAAUUGGUUUAUUUUGUUAUUGACCAAGAAUCCAGGUGAAAGUGUGAAGAGGAUUUUUUCCCCCCAUGAUUAUGAAUCAGUUUAGUGUUGUUAUGGUGAUUUGGGGUUUGCAUCAUCUCUACAUUGCCCAUGGCCAGGACUGCGCGUCGAGGCAUGAGAUGCAGAGCUCUCUGCGCCAGGUGGAGAAGUUGCUGUCAGCCCAGGAGGCCUCCUACCUGCAGAGCCUUCGCUCCCUGAGGAAGAGACUGAAUGCCCUAAUGAAUAUCAGUACCGUCAAACACACCACCAAGGCGCACAACGCCACCUGUCCUAAGCCUGAGAGCCUGGCUUACGGCAGGAGACUGGGGAGGGUGUUUCGUGUGGGCCACGAGGUGCACUUCGUGUGUAAGGCAGGUUAUGAGCUGCUGGGGCCCCAGACCAGAGUGUGUCUGGCGUCUCUGAAGUGGAGCGGCCAGCAGCCCACAUGCAGGGUCUUAAACACUGUGAGCAACAUCCCCGCCGCCCUUCCCACGCCGUCCUACUUCUCCUCCUCCCCCUCCCCCUCUUCCUCCUCCUCUAUCUCUACGUCCUCUGCCCCCCUCUCGGCCUUCGUUCGUCCAUCCCGCUGCACCCAGUUCCAGGGCUCCUCCCACUGCCUCUGUGAUGCAGGCUUCACCAUAAGCGGCCGCGACAGCAACAUCUGCACAGACAUGGAUGAGUGUCAGCUGUUCCCGCUGGCACAGCCUGGGCGCCUGUGUAUGCACACCUGUAUCAACACCCCUGGCAACUACCACUGUGUGUGCCCUAGCGGCUACAACCUGGCCAGAGACAACCGCAGCUGCAAAGAUAUUGACGAGUGUGAGAGCAGACUUCACAACUGCACCCAGGACCAGGUGUGUGUGAAUACGUACGGGGGGUUCCAGUGUGUGCAAGUGGAGUGUCCUCGCAUCACAAACGCCACGUACAUCAAGACCUCUCCUAUGCGGUGUGAGAGGAACCCGUGUGUGAUGGGGGACAAGGCCUGCACCCAGGCUCCCAACUCCGUCUCCUUCCACUUCAUGCCCGUGGUCUCCAACAUGUCCGCACCAAGGGUGCUCUUCCGGGUGUCUGCAGCCCGUGUGCUGGGUGACACGCUGCGCUUCAGCCUGCUGGGGAGUCGCGGCCGCAGCCACUUUAGCAUGCAGCGCUCUGACAGGCAGACGGGCACCCUGCUCCUGGUGAGCCCUGUGCAGGGCCCAGCUACACUGGAGGCAGAGGUAGAGAUGAGCGAGCUGGAGAGACAAGCCCUGCUGGGACGCUACCUCACCAAGGUCACCCUUUUCGUCUCCCCCUACGGUUUCUAGAGUGAUGGAAAGGAAGAAGGGAGGAGGAGGGGGUGAUGAGAGAGCACUGUCAGGUGUGGAACUGGAGGAGCAAAUCGAACCACUGGGAGAGCAUUGUGGAUAAUGGCGAAGGGGAGGCCUCUGUGUAGAUGGGUGUGGGUUUUUGCGGUCCUUUACAGGAAGUCCUGAACCAGCCAUACUGUUAAUGUGGAUGUGUUUUCUCCCUUUGCCUGUCAGUAGAGGGAUCAUAGUAAUGUAAAUAGUGGUUUAUAAACAUUCCUCAGGCUUUAGGCUGCUCUCUUGUUAUCACCUUGGAGAAUUUGAGGUAUUUGUAUGAGUAAACCAGAAUGGUUUGGUGUGUUUAAUUUCAGUGGGGAAUACAAUGUGUUUCUUUGGGCUAUGGAAUCUGUAGCUCUAAUAUCAAAGGCAGACCACCACAUCAGCUAUAAUGCAUAUACAUGAGAAAUGUAUUAAGCAUUUCAGUGGUCUAUAUUAAAUGUUUUGUACAUGUUCGGUUUUGUGUAAGGGAUUUGUGAUUGCAGGUCCUCUUCAAACUAUAUGUACUGUACCUUUCUUCUUUCUCAGUUGUUACCAUUUUGGUUUAUUGGAUAUUUCCUGAAUAGUUCAUAGAAUAAAAAUGGAUCCAUUUACCAAUAUAGCAUGUAAUGCUUCACUGUGCAUGUAAUCAAACAUCAUAUUGUAUGCCAGGGCU
Messenger RNA from Oncorhynchus keta (chum salmon), 2165 nucleotides. RefSeq names its product fibulin-7-like. Lineage: Eukaryota; Metazoa; Chordata; Actinopteri; Salmoniformes; Salmonidae. The record is from RefSeq and is a predicted model, not a curated record. The coding region runs from base 218 to 1474 and encodes 418 amino acids. Gene Ontology annotation, molecular function: calcium ion binding. The transcript is spliced from 7 exons.